Rotaria sp. Silwood1 is the source of this 258-nucleotide messenger RNA. Lineage: Eukaryota; Metazoa; Rotifera; Eurotatoria; Philodinida; Philodinidae. The record is from the annotation of a GenBank genome assembly.
AUGACCGACCGUCGAUUAUCUCAUUUGAAUGCGGCUUUUGCUGAACUUCGUUCACAUAUUCCAAGAUUUCCAUAUGAAAAACGUCUCUCGAAAAUUGACACUCUUCGUCUGGCUCUCGCUUAUAUUGAAUUUCUCGAUGGCCUUGCUCAUACAUCUUUAAUGGCACAUGAAUACAUUGCUCGUUCACCGAAAUGGUCUCAUUCUGAAUUGGCUCUACGUCUCCGUUGGCUUGAUUGGAACUAUUUUCUCCCGCACUAG